Molecule: messenger RNA, 3547 nt
Organism: Cuculus canorus (common cuckoo)
Lineage: Eukaryota; Metazoa; Chordata; Aves; Cuculiformes; Cuculidae
Exons: 3
Coding region: 1089-1727 (212 amino acids)
Biological process (GO): immune response
Cellular component (GO): extracellular region
Molecular function (GO): cytokine activity
Source: RefSeq, a predicted model, not a curated record
UGAUUGGGGUUCAGCACUGGGUGGUUGCUUUUCUUCCCCGAGAAGCACCCCUAGGUUCUGGCAGGCAAUGGGGCAGUGUCCCUUGCUUGGUCAGCGUCCAAAUUCAUCACCCAGUGGGCUCGGUGGGUGUGAGCAGAUGGACAGAGCAUCUUCUGGAGCGUUGCUGAGCGCUGUGUCCGGGUGCAGAACCCAGCCGUGCUGGGGUGCUCCGCACUUCCCAGGUUUCCACCUCCCUCCUUCCCUGGUCAGAUUUUCAUCUUCCAUAGUUGGCCUUGAGAUGUGAAGCGCCCUGUGAUGGAACAUUGAAAGUGGAUGGAGUGAUAGGACAAGGGGCAAUGGCUUUAAAUUGGGAGGGGGAAGAUUUAGAUCAGAUAUUAGGAAGAUAUUCUUCACGAUGAGGGUGGGGAGGCCCUGGCCCAGGUUGCCCAGAGCAGUGGUGGCUGCUCCAUCCCUGGAGGGAUUCCAGGCCAGGUUGGAUGGGGCUUGGAGCCCCUGAUCCAGUGGGAGGUGUCCCUGCCCAUGGCAGUGGGGUGGAACUGGAUGAGCCUUAAGGUCCCUUCUGUCCCAAACAUCCCAUGAUUCAUUGAUUGGUGUCCCCACAUGGCCAACGUCCUUGUCCCUGCGUGCCAGCCCCACUCUCUCCCCUCCCCUCUUUUGCAUUCAGGUUUCAGGGCAGCCAACGCUGUUUUCGGUUCAACCAGCACUGAGCAGCCAAACCGGGGUGACUCAAAGCAACCCUUUCCCAAGAAGCCGGGUCGUGGACAUCCAGCAGCACCAGCAUGGCUGGAUCUGGGAUGACCAGUGGGACCAUGGGCUCCUUGGGCUGGACCCACCGGGACUCCCUCGAGGAACUGAAUCGAAGAACAACCCCAUCGGCUGGUCGGCAUCAUUUCCUCCCGUCGGGGCGGCUCACCCCGCUCAUUGGCCCCCGGGGCCCGGCUUCACUUCUUGCUGCCUUUCCGUUGGGUUCGGGUGCCUCCUUCGGAGGUGGGGGCGAAUGGGUGCACUUUAAAAGGCGAGCUUCCCCAUCGGGUGAGCAGUAAGGAAGUGGCUCGCGCGCCCGGCAGCCGAAACACCCUGCCCCGGCCAUGCGGUGCGACGGGCGGCCCUUGGGCGUGCUGGCAGUUGUCACCAAAGGGCUCUUCAUCCUCUGGGCAGUGCCGGGCCAGGGGACGCGUCCCCUGCAGUCUCCCACCCUGCAGCAGGUCCAGGCGUUGGUGAGGCAGAUGGCGGAGGAUGCACAGGAGCUCUUCACCUUCUAUGAGGACAACCAACGCUUGGCCAUCCACAACAUCUGCCGAACCAACCACCCACCCGAGUGGCUGCGGGGACCGGUGUUGGGACCCAGGGGGCUGCGGGGGCUGCAGGGGACCAUGGCCCGCAUGUCUCAGGCGCUGCAGGUCAUCAUCCGGCACCAGCGGGACCUCAACCCCCCCGGAGCUGAAAUCCUUCGCCGCUUGGCCAGCACCCACCUGAAGGUGCGAGGGCUCCUCAGCAACCUGCAGGGACUUUUCCCCGGCCCAAGCUCCCAGCCUGGCCACCGGCCGCUGCCCAGCCCCACGGCGCCCACCAAGGUCUUCCGGCAGAAGCUGGAGGGAUGCCGGAUCCUCUGGAGCUACUCCCGCUUCAUGGCCAAGCUCAAUGCCCAGCUGGAGAACAGGAGCCGCAGAGCGCGCCGGGACAAGUGGAGAUCGCGCCGGGGCUCACGGCUGUCCAGGCUCUCCUAGGGCAGACCUGCCGUCACCAGAAUUGUCCUUUCUCCAUCAUCUCCAUCCCAUCCCACCCCAUCUUCAUCUGUCACCAGGAUGGAGACAUGCCGGCUGGCCGGGAUGUGCCCCAGAGCCCCUCUGGGCUCGCCCGGGUGAGCACACAAGCGCGCUCCAAGCAUCUCCAAACCCUUCAGCUUGCCAUGGGGACCAAGCUGUCCCCGUGCCACCGCUCGGCUGCAGGACAGCCCCGCUCCGCCCCUGACAGCUCCCCACAACUUCGGUGGCCCCGGUGCCAUGGGAAGCCGUGUGCUCUGGUGCGCUCGGGUGUCCCCCGGUGCCAGCGCUGUGGGAUGGAGCGUCCCUUGUCACCGAGCCUGGAUUUUCCAGUGAUUCAAUGGGUCUGGUGACCCAGCCUGACUAAGAGCCGCUCGCCCAGCACCCGCUGCGCUGCCGGCAGGGUGCGGCCCCGGCCCACGGAGAGCAUUGCCAGCACCAGCCGGUGCCACCGGCAUUGUCACCCCUGCCCUGCUGACCCCAAGGAGUGUCUGGGAGUGGACUCCGUGAGCUUGGUGUCUCCAUGAGCUUGGUGUCCCCGUGAGCUUGGUGUCACUGUGAUCUUGGUGUCUUCAUGAGCUUGAUGUCUCUGCAACCUUGAUGUCCCUGUGAGCUUGGUGUCUUUAUGAGCUUGAUAUUCCUGCUGCCUCGAUGUCCCUGCAUACUCAGUGUCCCCGUGAGCUUGGUGUCCCUGCGAACUUCAUGUCCCAACGUGCUUAGUGUCCCCACAAGUUCAAUGUCCCUCUUGGCUGCAGGACAGCCCCGCUCUGCCCCAAACAACUCCCCACAACCUGCCCCACGCUCUGGUGGCCUCAGUGCCACGAGAAGCCGUGUGCUCUGGUGCACCCUGUCCUUGUCCCUGCACACUCAGUGUCCCCAAGCCCUCAGCGUGCCUGUGCGCUCCAUCCCUGUGCUCUUGUGUCCCCCUGUGCUUUGUGUCCCUGGCAAUGUCCUUGUGCUCACCCUUGCAUGCUUGGUGACCUCAUGCUCUUGGUGACCUCAUGCUAUUGGUGUCCCCAUGCUCUUGGUGUCCCCAUGUUAUUGGUGUCCCCAUGCUCUCAGUGUCCCCAUGCUCUUGGUGUCCCCAUGCUCUCAAUGUCCCCAUGCUCUCGGUGUCUCCAUGCUCUCGAUGUCCCCAUGCUCUCGGUGUCUCCAUGCUCUUGGUGUCCCCACGCUCUCAGUGUCUCUGUGCUUUUGAUGUCCCCAUGCCCUUGGUGUCUCCAUGCUAUUGGUGUCCCCAUGCUCUCAGUGUCCUCAUGCUCUUGGUGUCCCCAUGUUCAUGGUGUCCCCAUGCUCUCAGUGUCCUCAUGCUCUUGGUGUCCCCAUGUUUGUGGUGUCCCCAUGUUCAUGGUGUCCCCAUGCUCUUGGUGUCCCCAUUCUCUCAACGUCCCCAUGCUCUCGGUGUCUCCAUGCUAUUGGUGUCCCCUUGCUCUCAAUGUCCCCAUGCUCUUGGUGUCCCCAUGUUCUCAAUGUCCCCAUGCUCUCGGUGUCCCCAUGCUCUCAGCCCCUCAGGGAUCCUCUCCUGUCCCCCUGCACUCAGUGUCCCCGUGUCCCCCGGCCGCUGGGCAGGGGCUCAGCUCCAGCCGCCGCACUGUGACAGUGGGUGGUAACACCCACCCUCUUCCCCCCUAAUUUAUACAUUAAUAUUUGCGUGGUUAUUGUAUUUAUUGACUCUCGGGGUUAAUUUAAGACGUCCCUGCCGUGGGAAGAAGUAUUUAACGACAAGUUUUUAAUAUAUAAAUAUCUAUUUUUAUGAUAAUCUUUUUGUAUCACCUUAAACUAUG